Leptopilina boulardi is the source of this 5428-nucleotide messenger RNA. RefSeq lists its product as uncharacterized. Lineage: Eukaryota; Metazoa; Arthropoda; Insecta; Hymenoptera; Figitidae. The transcript has 4 exons. The record is from RefSeq and is a predicted model, not a curated record. The coding region runs from base 1034 to 2857 and encodes 607 amino acids.
GAACCCUCCUUUCGCUCGACUCGACGAACGACGAAAGACUUUUCGUCCGGCACACACGGCGUCUGCCAUGGUUUGCCGGUAGUUUGUGGCUAGAUGCCGCAAGAUCAGGAGGUUUAUGUGUUACUCGCUUCUCUCAUAAAUAUAUUUUAUAUAUCCAUUAUCUUCCCUAAUCUCUUCAGUGUGAUAUCUUUUUUUUCACAAAUAAUUUAGUGUCGUGACAUUUAGUGACCUGUGAUAUCAAAUAUACAAGUCUACUUUCACACAUUUCUUUUUUUUCACAAAUAUUUCCGAAACCUUGAAUAAUUGGGCCUAUAUUGAAGGGUGAAUGCAUGGAAUUUGAACCGGAUGAAAGACCUUCAAUCUCUUUUUUUUAUUUUUAUUCGAAAAGAAACGAAAAAAAAUAUAAAACAUGUUUGGAAAAAUUUCAAAUAUUUUUUUGAUAUAAGAAAUACUAAAUCUGUAAACUUGCCACUGUAGGAGGAAAUAGUGAUAAAAAAAUCCAUCUGUGUUGCACGUGGUAUGUUUUUUUUCGAACCAUUUCUAUAUAGUGGAAAAAGAAGCAAUUUGAAAGAGGAGAAUAUAACAUUGGCAAUAAUUGAAAAAUUGUGUGUGUAUGUUAUAUUGAUGGCAGGCUGAUGACGCCCACUUGGAUGAACGUCGUCGUCGUCAAAGAAGGAGAAGAAGAAAGUUCUGUCGGGAUUCUUAGAGCCAUAUCCGGCUGAUCCCAAAGCCAGCUGGUGCUGGUUUUUCCCAUUUUUGUCCUGAUCGGGUUCGAUCGGGUUGACUUUGUACGAUCGUCCUCUUUGUGAACUGUAUAUCUUCCAAGAACUUGUGCCGGAAUCAAAGAUUGAGGAUAUAGCACAAACAACUAUGAAGAAAAUUGAAUUAACAAACGGAUAAAAUAUGACGAAGUCACAGAGGGCCAAAAACCGGCAGCAGGAUGUCUUUGGAGAGUGAAUGGAACAAUUGUCAAGGACUUCAAAUUAACAUAAAUUUGUAGUCAUCUCCAAUUUUUUUUCUCUUGGUUUAGCAAAUGAUUCAGCGCGCCUGGACAAAAGUAACAAGACUGACAUUGAGGAUGCUGCAAAGUUGCAUUAGUGGAAGAUCAUCAAGAUGUGUCCGAAGAGCAUUGGUAUUUGCCUUUGCAUGGGGCCUCGUUAUGAUAGCCACUUUACAAUUCCGUUAUGCUGAAAAUAGCAUUUUACACGAGAACAACAUAAUUGAAAACGAAGGCAUUGCCUUUAAUAAUAAUAUUAAUAAUAAUUAUAAACAAGAACAAUCAGGUCAGAAUACAAAAGAAUCGAAUUUUCUUCUAAAAUUAUUUUCAUUUAUGAAUUAUGCAAAUUAUCAUGAUAAUUCAACGUCAGUUUAUACAACACUAACAUCUUCAGUUACAAAAAUGCCCCUCAAUCAAGAUCCACUACUUGAUAAACGACCAAUAAAAUCUGAGGAUGAAUUAAUUCGCGAAAUUGAAGAUCGUUUACCUAGUCUACCCGUUGCGUAUUGGAAUAAAAAUAGUAAAUUUCUAAGUAGUCAAAGCAGUAAAACAUCGAAGACAAAUGACAAUGUUUGCGUUGCCAAGUAUCCUAGUAUUUAUGAUUUAGAAUUUAAUAACAUUUAUUGGCAAACAUUGAGAACAAGCAAUGGAACAUUUCAAUUGUUUGGCGCCUAUUAUGAUACAAGAAAAUUAUCGAGAAUUGGACCCGCUGUUAGAAUGGUUGGAAUGAUUGAUAGAAUUGCACCGACAAUAAAAACUUAUUGUCAAUUGUGGUAUGACGGGGAACGUGAACCGAAGGUUGUUGAAAUUCUCGAAUAUAAAUAUAUAUGGUUUUCAAAGUGGGGCAAUUAUAAACAGGGUAUUUAUCAGCCUUACGUGAUUGCUUGUAAAAUACCACAGACACAUUGGCAAAAAGGUCCGCCAGCUUCCGUGUCUUUAGUUGAAAAGAUCUGCGAUACUGCAUCCAAUAAUCUUCGUGUGAUUUAUAAUAAGCCAGAAAAGAAAAAAGGUUUUGCUGUUUGUGUAAAGGGAUUGGAUUUUCUUCAUGAGGAUUUAUCAGUUAGACUUGUUGAGUGGAUCGAACUCAUUGGACUUCUAGGAGCGGAUAAAAUCUUUUUCUACGAACUACAAGUUCAUCCAAAUGUCACAAAAGUUCUCGAUUAUUAUCAAAAAUUGGGAAAAGUACACGUGACGCCUAUAACACUACCAGGAGGUCAACCAAAUGUACCCGGUUUUCAACAUAUGUAUUUAACUAAAAAGACUAAUCAUAAACGACAAAAUGAAUUAAUUCCCUAUAAUGAUUGUUUAUAUAAACACAUGUACGAGUAUGAAUAUAUUGUUUUAUUGGAUGUCGACGAAGUUAUAAUGCCCCUAAAAGAAGCUACUUGGCAAGAUUUAAUGAAAAAUCGUAUUCUACCGAAAGCAUUUAAAAUAAAAAACGAGACACGAGCUUCCUACAAUGUUAGAAACGUCUAUUUUCUCGACGAUCUUCAACAUUCUCACGGUUCUUUCAAGGACAUUCCAAAGUACAUGCACAUGUUACAACAUGUUUACAGAUCCAAGAAUUUUACGAAGCCUAAUCAAUAUAUCAAGUGUUUUCAUAAUCCAGAAAGAGUGGUUACGCUUCACAAUCAUUUUCCUCUAGCCUGCUUAGGGGCUGGAUGUACUAGUUAUCCAAUUGAGACUGAAGAUGCUCAGUUGCAGCAUUAUAGAGCAGACUGUGUUAAAUCAUUGAAAAAAACAUGUGUCGAAUAUCGAGAAAAUAGCGUAAUGGACACAACAAUUUGGCUUUACAAGGACAAAUUAAUAAGAAGAGUGACUGAUACUUUGAAAACAUUAGGCUAUUUUGGAAUAAGUUAAAUUUUUUGUUUUUAAUUUAAAUUAACUAUUUAAUUCAUUAAUUGUCAAAAUUAAAUUGUUGCUCAUCAUUUUUUUUUUUUUUUUAAGAAAAAUUCUUCCUUAUUUGAAGAAUGUAGUCUAUAUAAAUUUAAUGAAAAGAAAUUCUUUUUCUUUUCAAUUGUUGUAUCCAUGCAUAAUUUUUGUUAAUCACCAAAAGGUGAUGUGCUCAAUAAUUGUUUUAAAUUGAAUACGAGGCAACAAAUUCACUGCCUGAUCUAUCUACAUAAUUGAAAAUUAAAUAUUUUUUUAAAAAUCUGUAUAUAUAUUUUUGAAUGCGUUAAGAUUUUUUUCGAUCAUUUUUUGAUGAAAAAAAAAUGUUUUUUUAAUAAAAAAAGAAAAUACAAAAUGUUUAUAAAAAGUUUGUUCUUACGUGAAAUAAUUAAAAUUUUUAGAUUAUAAUAAAGCCUAGAUAAUAAUACCUUAUGUAAGAACUUAUUUAUUAUAAACUUUAUACUCUGUAUAAACUAUAAGACUAAUAAUUUUUAUUUCUUGUGAAAAUAGUCUUUUUUUUUAGAAAAAUUGACAAUUUAUAUUCAUGGUUAAACUUGAUCGCUUAGUGUGUGAUUUAUUAUUAUUCUAUUCGAUAUUAAUUUUUAAGUUUAAUAAGCGAAUAUUGUUAUACCAUGAAUUGUACACUUUCAUCAAUCUUUUUUUUUUAAAUUAAACAUUAAGUUUGUUGCUUUAUUUCUGUAAAUAAAUACGUAAUUAAUUAAAUUUUGUCUAUUGUUUUUAAAUUAACUAAAAAUUAAUUCUAGAGUUGGGUGUUUAGAAAUAAAACACUUAAUUAAAAGAUGAUUCGUAUGACUUUUUUUUAUUAAUUUUUUUUUCUUUUUUUGUCAUUUUUUUCGUCUUUAUCACCUUCACUUUUCUCAAUUCUCUUCUCCUCUCUCGCUCUUUAAAAAAGUAACGAAAAUCUCACUCUUCUCUCUUAGUGUAUAACUUUUACAGACGCAAAUAAUUCAUUCGCUUUUUUUUUUUUGUUUUUUCUCUUUUUAUAUUUCUGAAUCCCUUUCGCAAACACGCAAUAUACUCUCAUACACACUCUGAAAAAGUAAUGCACAAAAUAAAGAGAGAAAGAAUGUUAUAUGUGUACGUGUAUAAUUUACCGCUCUGUCUAUAGUCAAAAACUGUUUUUCUUAUUAAUCAUUGUAAAAACUAUCGAUGACAAUGACAUUUAAAGAAUCGACCAUGAUGAUAAUUAUAUACUGGAGAAAAUAAAUAGUUUAUAUUGUUCAUUCAUGAUUUUAUAACUAAAAAAUAUGUAACAAAAUACUUAUUUUCAGAUGCGAGAAUGAAAAGAUAUUUUUUUUAAACUAUUAAAUAAUUUUUCAUGGUCGAAUUCUUGUUAUUGAUUUCUUUUAUAAUUCAACGAGCGGUAGCUUAAUCUAUAAAAAGGACUUUUUUUUUCUUCUUUUUCUUAGAAGCUAAUAAUUAUUUUUUUAGUACUCUUCUAUCAUCUUACACGCGAUUCACAAUCAUUCUUUUAUAACUCUCGCACCAAUCACUCGCGGAUAAACCCGCUAACAAGGUGAUAUUUAUGGCCAUUUUUUUUAUACUCUUUGCCUUCUUUUCAUUUUCAUAUAAUAUAUAUAAUCGCAAACACUUCGUUCAUAAUCUCACAUUCAUCAUUUAAAAAAAAAAAAAAUAAUAAACGAUCGUUUUAUUGAAAGUUGAGUACACUCUCGAUAAUAUUAUCGUAAAUUUUUUUUUUGUAUUUUCGAACCUGCGAAUGGAGGAAAAUAACGAUUUUCAUUCGAGAGUGUAUAUUUAAAUAUCGAUUUUUCGCUGAAAAACGAUCGUUAUAAACGGAUUUUUAAAAUUUCGAGGAGCGCUAAAUAUGGCUUUGUUUUUUUUUGUAACUUCUCAUUCUUUCAACUUUAGACAUUGCUUUUCUCGCUUAAUAUAAUAUGUCGUAAGGAUUUUUUUUCUUUAUAUACACGAAGUUUACAAGCGUAACCAAAGUUAGUCGUUGAAUUGUCAAAAAAAAUGCACUUAUCUUCUCUGAAUUAGUGUCUGGAUAUGAGCGUUUCUUUUUUUUAAAAUCUUUUCUAUUUUUCUUUUUCACUGUAAAAACAUUUUUUUUUAAUUAAAACUUGAGAAAAAAAAACGCCAAUGUCUAGACACAAUUCGAGUGUAAUUCUAAUUCAUAAAAUGCGUUACUAACAUUCCACUACGUUCGAAUGUAUAUAUCAAUGAGAAAAGCCUAAUCUCAAUUCAACGACUGACUCCAAAGCUACGUUUUGGACACGCCUAACGCCUACAAAUUCGUUAAGAUUCCUCGCGUUUAUUCUUCUUCAAGGGAAGAAAAUCUCAAAGAAUUUUUAUAUAAACACGAGAAAAUCUCACGUAAAAAGAUGUAUAUUUGUUUCCUGUUUGCUUUUUUUUCUUUUCUCUUUUGACUCUUUAAACAGGACAAAAGCAGAUUAGAAAUUGGCGCAGCUUAUUCUUUCUGCCCUGAGUGAAACAACUCCCAAGGCCGCAACAAAUAUUUUUUUUUUGUAAGAGCGGACCCAAGUUAAAAAAAAAGAAAAA